Lytechinus variegatus (green sea urchin) is the source of this 2795-nucleotide messenger RNA. RefSeq lists its product as uncharacterized. The transcript is spliced from 2 exons. Lineage: Eukaryota; Metazoa; Echinodermata; Echinoidea; Temnopleuroida; Toxopneustidae. The record is from RefSeq and is a predicted model, not a curated record. Bases 258 to 1802 code for a protein of 514 amino acids.
GUGGGACGCAACUUUCCGGUACAUCCGGGUACUUUCGUGACCUCGGGUCACAGCGAGGUGAAAACAAAGCAGCCCCUUGGAAUGGGAGCCUCACCUCGAUACGCAUUGUGCGCGAAAUAAAGGCUAUUGUACGGGGACGCUCGGGCAUGGCAGCCGGCAGCGCUAGCGCUGUAUGUAGUACUUCUCACGCUAUCACUCUGACAGAUAUCGUCGCCUCUGCAUUGCUCCCGAGUUUGAGUUCUUCAAAUUAACUGAUCAUGCCUAAAAGCUGUGAAGCUGUAUAUUGCACAAAUCACAACUUCAAAAGGGGAGAAAAAUUGUCAUUCUACAAGUUUCCUUCUCGAAAGAAGUCUCCAGAAAGACGUGAUAAAUGGUUAAAUGCUGUGCAGAAACUGACCAAAACGGGUGGUCGUUGGAGCCCUGGCAAACAUGCUGUACUGUGCAGCAAACACUUUGUAACUGGUGCCCCAGUUUUGCAGCAGAAUCAUCCCGACUACAUCCCCUCCAUCUUCCCACACAAACCAAAUAGCACAACAAAGGGACUAAAAAACUUGAAGCGCUUUCAACGGAAAGAGAAACUCAGCAAGCGUCUGCCAUUCUCGCAUCCUCAAGAUGUUGACGAAGAACCAGAUCCAGCGCCACUUGAAGAUGAAGUCAUGCAACCUCCCGAAGCCGAACAGACAGACGGGGCAUGUCAACAAAACAGCAUGUCUACAGAAGAAUCUUACAAGCUUAAAAUCCAAAAACUUGAGGAAGAGUUGCUAGCUGUCAAGCAGGAACGAAACAAAUGUCGCGAGAAAUGCAGUAAACUACAGGAAGAUUGUCAAAAAUAUCAAGAAGAAUCAGAUAACCUGAAAGAGCAGCUUGAGGGACAUUGUUUGUCGUCCAAGAUAGUUCAGGGGGAUGAUAAGAAGUGCCGUUUCUUCACUGGCCUGCCGCUGUCUGUCUACGUAAAGACAUUUGAACACUUAAAAAAGUUUGUUCCCCAUGCUACAACCAAAGAUUCACUGUCAUAUGAAGACCAGUUCUUUUUCACCCUAGUCCGCCUGCGACUAGACUUGUCUUUUGAAUUCCUCGCUUACCAGACCGGAGUGGCAGAGUCAACAAUCAGGGGGUACUUCUGGCUUUGGAUUGACAUGAUCUUCUACAAGCUGGACUUCAUGCUAAGGUGGCCUUCACGUGAAUCAGUAGUAGCUACUCUCCCAUCAGCUUUCAAGGUGAAGUUUCCCCGUCUCACCUGUAUCGUUGACUGCUUUGAGAUUUUCAUGGAACAACCAAAAAACCUUCAUGCUAGAGCUCAAGUGUACUCCAAUUACAAGAAACAUACAACUGUGAAGGUAUUCAUUGCAUGCACUCCUCUUGGAGCUGUUUGUUACCUUUCUCCAGCAUGGGGCGGGCGUGUAUCAGAUGUAGAACUCGUGAGACGGAGUGGAUUCAUUGACCCUCAUCUCCAUGAACCUGGUGAUCAAAUCCUAGCCGAUCGAGGAUUCCUUCUUCAUGAUGACUUUGCUACGGUUUGCUCAGCAGAGCUUAUUACUCCAGCAUUUACCAGGGGAAAGAGUCAAUUGUCAGCAUGGGAUGUGGAGAAGUCGCGAGGAAUGUCAUCGAUUCGAAUUCAUGUCGAGCGUGUCAUCGGACUUAUCAAGAAUCGCUACACAAUUCUUCAGAACACUCUUCCAGUUUCCAUGGUGAAGUCACGGAAAGGUGAGGCAGAUGACGACGACUUAUCCAGCAUAGAUAGACUGCUCCAGGUGUGCGGCAUUUUGGUCAAUCUCGGUGGGAGCAUUGUGAUCAAGGAUUGAGUUACUGUUUUGGUGAACACUGCUGGAAGCUGGAAGCAUGAAGAGACUAUUGUACAAUGUGCAUAUAUAUCUGAAUAAUUGAUUGCAUAAUAUAGUUGAAAUAGAUGGAAAAUUUAUGGAUCAUACUGUAGUAUGGUGGCAACCCCAUGAUGUCAUAUGCUUAAGAAAACUAAAUGCAUGGGACAUCUUGGUGAUGCUGUAUUGCAUUUGAUUUGAUGAAUGAUUUUGAAUCAGUUCUGAACAUCUGUUUAAAUAUGUGUAAUUAAAUUUAGGUACACAUAGUUCUAUUUUGUGUAUUGUUUUUUUUUUCUAUUUUGUGAUGUGAUUGUGUGGGAAAGAAUGCAAAGUAAAAGUGGCGAGAAAGGUUUUUUAGAGAGUUGAAUAACGUUGCACUUGAGGGUUGGAUAUGAAGAAGCAAAUGCAACAUUAAAUUUGAAAUAAUCUUGAAAGAGAGAAAGGAAGCAAGAGAGAAUUUUUGGAAGGAAAAUUUUCUGAAAAAAAUAUGAAGCUAGAAACAAACAUUUUUUUUUUGCUUGAUAGUUGAAUAAGGGAGAGAAUAGGGAUGAAGAAUAAGAGAAGAUAAGAAUCUAGUUGGUUAUGAAGAAGUGAAGAACAAGUGAGUGGGUGAUUAGGAAUUUACAAAUGAGGAUAAGGAAGAAACCUUUGAGGUGGUAUCACACUGAGCGGUGAACGUAGCAAAUAUUUGGUUUUGUAAAAAAAAAAAAAAAAAAAUCUUAACAUGAGGAAACAUUUGUCUCUUAACUUAUUUUUCUGCAAAGGCAAUUUGAACAUAUUCACUGAUUCUGCAUUCACCUCUUAGUAUGAUACUCCCUUAAGAAAAGAAUGCAAGAUAAAGGGAUGGGAAUUGUAAAGGGAAAAAAAAAUUUACUUGGGGCACCUGCCAUCAUCUCCCCCCCCCCCACCAAUGUCACAAUCUCAUGCGUCCAUUAUGGUUCUUAUCCAUUUUUUUACUCGGUAUUUCAUAACCUAUCA